AUGGCAUCAACUCCACGCUACCCAAAACUAAGAUCUCACACGGAGGAUUCCAUCGAAUUAUCUCCUUUGCUUCCAAAAGCUGACAAUUUGCAGUUAACUAGCGGAAAUUCGCUAUAUUUGUACUUACUUACACUUUGUUCUUCUCUUAGUGGAUUCCUUUUCGGCUACGACACGGGAGUUAUUUCUAGUGCCUUGGUGUUACUUAAAGGUCCAAAAGUCUUUGAUCUCACACAUUUGCAAAGCGAAAGCAUUGUAUCUGCUGCAAUCGGUAGUGCCAUCGUUGGUGCAGCUUGUAGUAGUUGUGGAAAUGAAAUCUUUGGUCGACGUCGAGUGAUUCUUUUUUCUUCGAUUGUAUUCUUUACUGGAUCUAUCCUUAUGGCAUCUGCUUAUUCUUUCGAAAAAUUACUUGCUGGACGGAUUGUUAUAGGUAUCGCAGUUGGAUAUGCAUCCGUGACUGUGCCAUUGUACAUCGCUGAAGUUGCACCGUCAAACAUUCGCGGUCAGCUCGUCACAUUAAACAAUGCGUGUAUAACUGGUGGACAGUUUUUCGCAUAUGUUGUAAAUGCCCUUCUUGUUGAUGUUGCGCAAGGAUGGCGUUUCAUGCUUGGAUUGGCAGCACUCCCUGCAUUAGUGCAAUUUUUCGGGUUUCUGAUGCUGCCAGAGACUCCUCGUUAUCUCAUGACUAAAAGACGGAAAGAUGAAGCUUGGAAUGCUUUAAGUAAAAUUCGAGGUACAAUGGAUGUGGCAGUGGAAUUUCGAUCCGUGGAAGACGAAGUUGAACGCGAUCGUUAUGAAGAUAUUGGUCUAUGGGACGAAUUGAAGACCCCGUCAGUCAUUCGUGCUUUGAAACUCGGGUGUUUUAUCCAAGCACUUGCUCAGCUCUGUGGAAUAAACACAGUCAUGUACUAUGGUACCACAAUCAUUCAAAUGGCUGGAUUUUCAGCUCCUAGCACUGCUAUUUGGCUUUCUGCACUCGUUUCUUUCAGCAACUUCAUUUUUAAUUUUGUUGGCAUUUACCUCGUAGACCGUUCUGGACGUCGUCUUUUGACUCUUGGGAGUUUGGCUGGAGUCUUUUUCUCGUUAGUUACUCUUGGCGGGCGCUUUUAUAUAGCAGAAUGGCAAUCAACGCCUGUGAUGGGAGCUGGAAAAUGUUCAACAUUUUCGACGUGCUUUGACUGUGUUGCCAGUACUUCUUGUGGAUUCUGCUUAGAAGGAUCGAUGAAUCCAAUAUUCACUGCUACUGAGCCAACAAAUAUUAAUCUGUGCAUGCCUGGCAAUUCAGUGUCAACCCUACAAGGAUCGUGUUCUAGUUCAAAUUGGUCCUACCAUUCUUGUCCGAUGGACAGUGAAGCUUCUAGGUGGAUUAGCUUGGCCGUACUGUUUGUCUAUAUGGCAUUCUUUGCAUGUGGGAUGGGUUGCAUGCCCUGGACAAUUAAUGCUGAGAUCUAUCCGCCCCGUGUUCGGAGUUUUGCUGUCAGCAUGGCGACGUCUGUUUGCUGGCUUACUAAUCUACUUGUGUCAUUUACGUUCUUGUCAAUUAUGGAUGUUUUGUCAGUAUACGGUGCUUUCUGGCUUUACGCUUCCAUUGCAUUGUUUGGAUUUAUAUAUCUCUGGAAAGAAUUACCAGAAACAAAAGGUUUGGAACUCGAGGAAAUUCAGCACAUUUUUGAACAAUGUGAUAAGCGCUCGAGUUCCGUGGUCCCGACCGGCGAUAGUGUAUACAUUGGUGAGUAA
Messenger RNA from Plasmopara halstedii, 1734 nucleotides. RefSeq names its product proton myo-inositol. Gene Ontology annotation, cellular component: membrane. The record is from RefSeq and is a predicted model, not a curated record. The transcript has 2 exons. The coding region runs from base 1 to 1734 and encodes 577 amino acids. Lineage: Eukaryota; Oomycota; Peronosporomycetes; Peronosporales; Peronosporaceae. Gene Ontology annotation, biological process: transmembrane transport. Gene Ontology annotation, molecular function: myo-inositol:proton symporter activity.